Molecule: messenger RNA, 1798 nt
Organism: Paecilomyces variotii
Lineage: Eukaryota; Fungi; Ascomycota; Eurotiomycetes; Eurotiales; Thermoascaceae
Product: putative cytochrome P450
Exons: 1
Coding region: 103-1635 (510 amino acids)
Molecular function (GO): monooxygenase activity; iron ion binding; oxidoreductase activity, acting on paired donors, with incorporation or reduction of molecular oxygen
Source: RefSeq, a predicted model, not a curated record
GGAUGACCACGAGCUGUCUUGAUAUGCAAUAGCAGGGCGGUCUAUGAAAAUCGUAUUAAAUAAUGCGAUGUCCAAUUUCUCCCAGUUCGCGGCUGCAGAAAAAUGAAUCUGCUGGUUACCAUCUCCCUAGCAGCAGUAAUCCUGCUCUAUAUUGUGCGGUACGGGCUCAAGUCAAAGCUACCGUUGCCAUUACCUCCAGGCCCGACCUUUUUCUUCGGGAUACUCCCAGAGAAGAACAUUGCAGAAAGAUUUCAAAAAUGGAACCAGAGAUAUGGUCCCGUCGUCUCUGUUCGCAUCGGUCGACAGCUAUUCAUAAUCUUGGGCACCCGUCAAGCAGCCUAUGAUCUGUUGGAGAGGCGAGCCCCCAUCUACAGCUCGCGUCCGCCUUCAUUGUUUCUAGACAAGUACUUGCACAAAGGCCUCUCAUCUGCUUUCAUGCCAUACGGCUCCCGAUGGAGACUCCACAGACGACUACAAACUUCCUUUUUGAGCGUCCAGGCCUCCAAGGCCUACCGGAAUCUGCAAGAUAUUCAGAGCAAGAAACUAUUGCAUGAUUUUCUCUCCACUGAUGACUUCUCUGAGGUUUUCUAUCGGUAUACGUCGGAUGUCAUGUUUACUCUCGCCUAUGGAAAGGAUGAAGGAAAGGAUCAGUGUGAUCACCAGCGAUUACAUCAAAUCAACGAAAUGGCGAUGUUCGUAUUGCAGACAGCCUCCUUCGGAAUGACCCUGUUGGACCGCUUCCCAUUUCUGGAUCGAUUGCCACACCACAUUAUGAAGUGGCGUCGUAUGGCAGAGAAUCUCCACCACAAGGCGAAAGACGCAUACACAGACUGCUGCCGUAGUGCCUUACAAGGAAGUUGUUGGAAUUGGAGCCACGAGGCACAGCGACGAAGCGAGGCGAAAGAGCUGCCCUGGGAAGAAGUUUGCUACUCUAUCGGUGAGCUUUAUGUAGCAGGAAUUCAUACAACAAAAAUGGUCCUUGAGCACUUUAUCGAGGCUAGUAUUACACACCCCGAAAUGGUGAGAAAAGCCCAAGAAGAGCUUGACUCAGUGGUCGGGACAGAACGACUUCCGGCCUUUGACGACAUGGACCAUCUUCCCUAUAUCAAGGCAGUUAUCUCAGAGCUUCUACGUUGGAGGACCAUAUCCACCAUUGGUGUUCCUCACACCGUCAUCGAGGACGACGAAUACAUGGGUUACUCCAUUCCCGCCGGCGCUACAGUUGUUGCCAAUCAGUUUGGAAUGAACAUGGACGAGGCUAUCUUCGAAGAGCCAACUAGUUUUAAUCCAGAUCGAUAUUUUCAAAACCCAGAGCUUCCUGUUUCUGCAUUCGGGUUUGGACGACGAUCAUGUCCUGGAAGUCGCCUCGCAGAAGCGAGUCUUUUUAUCGUGAUUGCAAGGCUACUUUGGGGCUAUCAGAUCUCCCCUGCGGAGGGAGACAAGCACCUCGAUGCAGCAUCAAGCCCAACCUGUUUCAUGGCAUCAAUUCGAGUCCGGAGCCUCAAGCACCAAAAGAUUAUUGAGAAGGGAUGGGUGGAGUUUGAGAUAGAGAAGAAAGGAAUUUCAAGUGUUAUUCAACAGAAUGUGCAGAGCCGCAAAGCACAUCCACGUGCAGAGUCAGCUUGUACAGUCUAAUAUUGGUGGAAAUGCCCUGUUUAUUUUACGGUGUUGCAGUUAUAUUGCUUCCUAUUGUCUACCUUCGGCGUUAUGGACCUCAAAAGGUUGAAAAGUUAUUGAGAACCGAAAGCUCAUUUAAUCAAGUUUAUCAAGACAGUAAUAGAAAUGAACAACAUCGAAG